CGAGGUUGGACGGCGGGGAUUGUGUUGAGAAAGUGACGGUCUGCCUUGCGAUCGCACAAGGAAUGGCUACGUUGAUGGUGAUAAUAAAUCGGGGGAUCGAUUAUGCAGCGGUUGUCCCGCAGUUGCAUAUGCAAGUGGAAAGCCAAAAUAAAAUGACUGCAGGAAGGAAGAAAAGAGUUUUUUUUCCCUCCGCUUUCUCCUCCGUCUUCGUCUUCCUUCACGAGGACGAGCAAAAAUUUUUCAUCCGCCUGCCGGUCUCGAUGGAAACGUGGAGUGGAUGGACGGCAAAGCUUGUCGUGAUGAGCAAGCAUCCAGCUCUUCUUGCAUCCCGGCCCCCUGAUUAUUACUUAUGAUUAAUGUUGGGAAAUUGUGUUGUCGGAUUGCAACGGACGCUACCAGCCCUACAAUCGGCUUUUUCUUUGUCGCUCACGCACCGUGAUUGACUUCUCAGAUCAUGCUCUUUUUCAUUGUGAGGAGCGCUGCGCCGUGUUCGGAAAUACAGCAAACCCCUCGAUGGACGAAACAACGGAAUGGAGGGGUGGAAUACAAAGAGAUGGCGUCCUUCGACUGCGGCUAAGAAGUGCACGCCGGGGAAACCAUCAUUCCAUGCACUACGAUGUGCAGUGUCCCGAUGCUAUCCUUCGUAGAUUGGUGCGAGAAACGUGUUGAGCCAAUUACAUAGUGACUGGGGAUAUGCGUAUCAUGUUCGGUUUAAGAAAAGUGACAGCUGCAGGGCGAAUACAGAGUAAUAAUUAAAUGUCA
This is a messenger RNA of Coccidioides immitis RS, 762 nucleotides long. RefSeq lists its product as uncharacterized. The record is from RefSeq and is a predicted model, not a curated record. The coding region runs from base 63 to 353 and encodes 96 amino acids. NCBI's taxonomy places the organism in Eukaryota, Fungi, Ascomycota, Eurotiomycetes, Onygenales, Onygenaceae. The transcript has a single exon.